This is a messenger RNA of Diversispora eburnea, 960 nucleotides long. Lineage: Eukaryota; Fungi; Glomeromycota; Glomeromycetes; Diversisporales; Diversisporaceae. The record is from the annotation of a GenBank genome assembly.
AAUACCGGGGCUUCUAUUAUAAAUGAUCCUAUUGUCAAUGAUCCAAAACAAGAUGUAACCAUUAUAGAGCAACUUAUAAAUUUUAAAAGAAGAAUGGAUGAAUUUGUAGAGGUUUCAUUUAAUAGCAAUUACAAUUUCGAUCAAGCUUUGAAAGAAGGCUUUGAAACGUUCAUUAAUAAACGUCAGACUAAACCUGCCGAGCUACUUGCCAAAUUCAUAGAUAAAAAGUUGAAAAUAGGCAAUAAACAAACAAGUGACAGCGAAGUUGAAAGUAUAUUAAAUGAUGCGUUAGUUUUAUUCAGAUAUAUUCAAGGGAAGGAUGUUUUUGAGGGAUUCUAUAAGCGUGAUUUUGCUAAACGUCUUUUAAUGAAUAAAUGUGCAUCUGAUGAUUAUGAAAGAAGCAUGUUGUUUAAAAUGAAAAGAGAAUGUGGACCAGGUUAUACUAGUAAUUUGGAACAAAUGUUUAAAGAUAUUCAUACUUCACGAGAAUUUAUGAAAGCCUUCUACGAUUCUAGAUACGGUGAUCAACUUCGAGAAGAAUUUAAAGUUGAUUUGCAUGUAAAUACUUUGACACAAGGAUCCUGGCCUUCAUAUAAUCCGACACCUCUUAAUAUUCCACUUGAAGUUGCUCAAUGUCAACAAAUUUACGAGACAUUUUAUAGAGAAAAGGCCAGGGGAAAAGGAUUGAAGUGGUAUAAUAAUUUAGCUUAUUGUGUAUUAUCAGCGUAUUAUCCAAGUGGAAACAAGGAAUUUGAAUGUACCUCAUUUCAAGCUGUGACUUUAUUAACGUUCAGUGAAUUACCACAAACUGAACUACGAACCUUUGAAGAAAUUCAACAAGCUACUGGAAUGGAAACAAAAGAACUUGUACGUACACUUUUAACUUUGGCGUGUGCUAAAGUGAAACUCCUUGUUAAGCAUCCAAAAGGAAAGGAUCUUAAGCCUACAGAUAAAUACUCC